Messenger RNA from Camellia sinensis, 813 nucleotides. The record is from RefSeq and is a predicted model, not a curated record. Lineage: Eukaryota; Viridiplantae; Streptophyta; Magnoliopsida; Ericales; Theaceae.
AUGGAUACAAUGCCUACAGAGCCUGUAAGGUCGGCUCGAAAGCGGGCCGUUGUAAAGCAGGUUGCUUUAUCUGAUAUACAGAUGGAAGCAGAGAAGGGAAUAUAUGUUACUGAAACAAAGGAUCGGGAUACACAUGACAGAUACGAAUAUAAGACGUCUGAUUUUGGGAGAUCUAAUUCUAUGGAAGCUGCAAUAUACAAGGCAGCUAUAGCUGGAGACAUCGAUGGCCUGACAACAGCACUACAACAAGACUCUGAACUCAAUCUUCUCAACGAACUCACCCCGCGAGAUGACACGAUUCUUCAUAUCGCCGCAAGACUAGGCCAUCACCAUCUAGUGGAACCAAUCCAAAGUCGCUCCCCAGACCUUUUCAAGAGCAAAAACUACAACGAUGAUCAUCCUCUACAUCUUGCUGCAGCUGGGGGUCAUCUAUCUAUAGUCCAGUCUUUGAUCACUAAUGCUUUACGGUUAGCGAUUUCUUCUGGGCGAGAAACUGAAGCAGAGCAGGACAUUUUAGAUGUCACAAAGGGGCAAAAUAAACAGAGGAAUACACCAUUGCAUAUGGCCGUAAAGGAUCAUCAAUACGAGGUGGCUUUGUUUUUGUUUAAGCGGCCUGGAAGUCAAAUAACCUCAUGUGUUCCGAAUCUGGGAAAAAAGUCAGCCUUGUAUAUGGCCGCCGAAGCAGGGCAUGAGGAGCUCUUUGAGCUUGUGAUGCAAUUCGUUGCUUCGAAUGUUGACGCUCAAAAUAUGCUCAAGGAUGGCCAACCACUCAUGCACGUUGCUAUUACAACAAGGAACAAGGAUUUUAUAUGA